Molecule: messenger RNA, 969 nt
Organism: Gloeophyllum trabeum ATCC 11539
Lineage: Eukaryota; Fungi; Basidiomycota; Agaricomycetes; Gloeophyllales; Gloeophyllaceae
Exons: 7
Coding region: 1-969 (322 amino acids)
Biological process (GO): phosphate-containing compound metabolic process
Cellular component (GO): cytoplasm; nucleus
Molecular function (GO): inorganic diphosphate phosphatase activity; magnesium ion binding
Source: RefSeq, a predicted model, not a curated record
AUGGCCAAACCGUCCUCCUCGGCGCUCAAUCGAUUAGCACAACAAGCCCGCUUCCUCUCUUCUGGUCCUGCUCGCUGCAUGGCUUCCCAGUACACCCCUCGCGUCAUCGGCGCUCCUAACACCCUCGAGCACCGGGUGUACAUCGAGCAGAAUGGCCAGGUCGUCUCGCCCUUCCACGACAUCCCCCUCUUCGCCGACCAGAACAACGGCAUCCUCAACAUGGUCGUCGAGGUGCCGCGCUGGACCAACGCCAAGAUGGAGACCUCCAAGGAGGAGCCGUUCAACCCUAUCAAGCAGGACGUGAAGAAGGGCCGCCUGCGCUUCGUGCGCAACUGCUUCCCCCACCACGGCUACAUCUGGAACUACGGCAUGUUCCCCCAGACUUGGGAGGACCCGUCCCAGUCUCACGUGGAGACCAAGGCCAAGGGCGACAACGACCCCCUCGACGUCUGCGAGAUCGGUGAGCAGGUCGGCUACGUCGGCCAGGUCAAGCAGGUCAAGGUCCUCGGUAUCAUGGCUCUCCUCGAUGAGGGCGAGACCGACUGGAAGGUCAUCGUCGUCGAUGUCCAGGAUCCUCUGGCGUCCCGCCUCAGCGAUAUCGAGGAUGUCGAGAGGUACUUCCCCGGCUUAAUCAGGGCCACGAACGAGUGGUUCAGGAUCUACAAGAUCCCCGAUGGAAAGCCCGAGAACCACUUCGCCUUCUCCGGUGAGGCCAAGAACAAGCGAUAUGCGACCGAGAUCAUCCACGAGUGCCAUGAGGCCUGGCACCGUCUCAUCACCGGCGAGAGUCCUGCGAAAACCGCCUCAUACGAUAUCUCCAUUCGCAACCUCACUAUCCCCAACUCCCCGGGAUACACCAAGAAGGACGACCCUGUCUACACCAGCUUGCCUCCCGACUCCAGGAAGCCUCCUGCACCCAUCGACCCUGCCAUCUCCAAGUGGUUCUACAUCGCUUCCACGCAACUAUAA